GAGUACUUGGGGCGCAUGCGGCAACCGUGCCUUUGCUCUCGCGAGGCUUCGUCUUUCCGGAAGCACUGGAGGACGGCCCUUGUGAACGGCGUCGGGAUGUGUGGGGGCUGUGUGGAGAAGGAGUAUCCCAACCGGGGUAACAUCUGCCUGGAGAAUGGAUCUUUCUUGCUGAACUUUACAGGCUGUGCAGUGUGCAAUAAGCGGGAUUUUAUGCUGAUCACAAACAAAUCUUUGAAGGAGGAGGAUGGAGAAGAAAUAGUUACCUAUGAUCAUCUGUGUAAGAAUUGUCAUCACGUAGUAGCCAGGCAUGAGUACACGUUCAGUAUCAUGGAUGAAUUUCAGGAGUAUACCAUGCUGUGUCUGUUAUGUGGCAAAGCUGAAGAUACUAUCAGUAUUCUCCCUGAUGACCCUCGACAAAUGACUCUGUUAUUCUGAGGAUCCCUGCAGUUCUUCAGUAACUAUGUUGUGUUGGUUUACAAUAUAGCAAGCCUGAUGGUUUGUCUUACUUAGUUUAUAAUGGAAAUUAGUUGCAUAUUUUUUUCUGCUUAGACUUAACUAUCCUUAGAAAGAAAAAGUAAUUUAGGGGAUUAUGCUGAGCUCCUCUGCUAAAGUUCCCAGUUCACAUCAGAAUGAAGCCAGAAUGAAAAAUCUCUGUUAGAAGUUAUAUGGCUGGAAGAUAUAACUAGAAUGGGAGUAUACCUAAUGCCCACAUCUUGGUUCCAAUAAAAGGAACCAGGACUCCUUGGAAAAGUGAUUGAUUCUAGGACGAGGGCAGUAAAUAUACAAGACGAGCUUGGAGCAUUUUGUGUCACAAAGAAAGUGCUCAAAAAAAAACCCUCACAAAACACAAUGAUUGGGAGUAUGUCAAAGGGGCAAAAAAGCCAACUCAAGGAGCUCCCUGUGACCAAAGUUGGAACAGUUUGAGCAACAGAAUAAAGUAGUAUUGGAUUAUAAUCCAAACUAUAAAUAUCUAUGAGUCCUUACUGAUAUAAAUGAAUGAUUGAAUAAGUAAAUACAUGAAUUGGAAGAAUAGACAAAUUGCCCAUGCAGAAGAAUUUCAAAUAAUGUUACGUAGAUGUUCCCUACUCCUUAAGUGUGAGUUAUAAAUAGCAACUCCCGACUGUAGAGCAGAAUUGGGUAGAGUUGAGUAUGCAAAACGAGAAAAGUAACAGUGGGAAAACCUGACAAACACUAGCUCAGCCAAGUGACCAAGAUUAACAUCCUCAGUGAUCAUCCUGUUGAUAAUAACAUGUACCCCUUGAUAUGAUAUGAUGGGAGGGCACUUUGCCUUUGUGGCCUUCCUCCCAAAAACCCAUAACUCCAGUCUAUUCAUGGGAAAAACAUCAGACAAAUCCCACUUGAGAGCCGUUCUGCAAAAUACCUGACCUUUACUCCUCAAAAUUGUCAAGGCCGUUAAAGACAAGUCUGGGAAACUCUCACUAAAGAGACAUGACAACUAAAUGUAAUGAGGUAUCCUGGAUGGGAUCCUGGGGCAGAAAAAGUGCAUUUGGUUAAAACUAGCAAAACCUGAAUAAAGUGUAGACUUUAAUUAACAUAAGUAAAUAGAAUGAUUUCAGCUGCUCCAAAGAGAUCUUAGAAUAUCUCACCUUGUGUAGUUGAAAGAACACUGGCUUGGGUGUUAUAAACCCUGGAAUUUAGGCCUCUCUGCCAUUGGUAACAGUAUAACCAUUAAGCAAAGUGUUACUCUGGUCUUUAUUGUCCCAUUUCUAUUAGAUUAGGCUAAUAAAAAUUGAUAUUUUACUUCCUUCACAGUAUUGUUAGAAGAUCCAAAUGAAUAAUGAAUAUAAAAUGUGUUGGAAAGCAUAUCAAGUACUAGAUGCAAUGAGAUGACUUUGGUUGAUUCUUCUCAGUCUGAGACCAAAACUUAAAGGGUCAGGCAUUAGAAACAAAAUUGUUUCCUCUUCAUAUCCAAGAAAUUUGGAAAUUCUGAACUAAAGCUUUGCUAAAGUGAGGUGAGCAAGGUGUUCAUUGUUGAUACCAGAGAAGUUUUGUUGUAUAACAGGAACGCUAAUGCUGAGGUUUAUUGAGCACUUACUGUAUGCCAGGGCCUUUUUAAACACUUACUUCAUCCUCAUUAACAAUUCCAUGAAGUAGGUACUAUUGUUAUCCCAAUUUUAGAGCCAAAGAAACUAAAGCACAAAGAAGUUAAAGGAGCUUAAGGUCACACAACUAGUACAGUGGCUCCCUCUCAACACUUCUGCUCGGCACACAUGAAGUCUCAGGGUCUGGCAAGGUUAGGAACAAGUUGAGACUGUCAGUGACAGCACUCUGCGGAAUCUAGGCACAUCAGACCAAGAUUUGUUAUUCAGAAAAGUUAAGUCAUCUGCUCCUCAGGAAUCAGUUGUGUUAUUCCUGGAAGAUGUUUUCCACUUUUCUGCAAAUCUAUAUCUGACCUGCUGAGGAAAUCGUUUGGUGAAAUGGAUCCAGAAAGCAGAGAAAAUGCUUCAUUACUUUAAAUAGCAGCACUAAGCCCAUUAUAGCCUCUGAAUUGUCCCUUCUUGGAGUUUGCUAAUGCUUCCAACUUAGUCAUUUGGAGUUCAAGGGUAUGACUUCAUAAGCCCCUACUGAUAUCCUUGUCUAUUACAGACUGUAUAAUUAUCCUAUCUGUUUUGGACUAUAUCCUACAAAAUUUAAAACAUAAGGUCCUAUCCACAUAUGUCAUUAUUAAACCAACCUUGUGCUGUGUUUUGUGAUACUUUCUUUAUCUUCUAGAAUUCUUUUAUGGGUCUAAUCAAAUAAAGACCUCUUCAACCCAG
Molecule: messenger RNA, 2777 nt
Organism: Lynx canadensis (Canada lynx)
Lineage: Eukaryota; Metazoa; Chordata; Mammalia; Carnivora; Felidae
Gene: CHURC1
Product: churchill domain containing 1
Exons: 4
Coding region: 16-435 (139 amino acids)
Biological process (GO): fibroblast growth factor receptor signaling pathway; multicellular organism development; positive regulation of DNA-templated transcription
Molecular function (GO): zinc ion binding
Source: RefSeq, a predicted model, not a curated record